Messenger RNA from Hydractinia symbiolongicarpus, 2238 nucleotides. RefSeq lists its product as uncharacterized. Lineage: Eukaryota; Metazoa; Cnidaria; Hydrozoa; Anthoathecata; Hydractiniidae. Bases 48 to 1679 code for a protein of 543 amino acids. The record is from RefSeq and is a predicted model, not a curated record. The transcript has 12 exons.
CUAAAAGCAAAUUGACUUCAUGACUUCAGCAUACAGAGAGCUUAAGAAUGGUAUUUGUAAAGUAUCUUUGGAUUAUUCUCCUAAUAUUAACAAAUGCUGUUGUGGAUAUCCAGGCCAUUAACGGCAAAAAGGGUGCGAACAAGACUUGCAACAAACAAGCAUUUGAAGAAAAACUCAAGAGCAACACUAAAUUGGUGGAUGCAACAUCGAUACAUGAUGAGUGUGCAUCCAUGUACCCGAAAUGUCAAAAUGUUCGUUUUUCCAUACGAGUCGCAUCUGCAAUUAAUGCCAAAGAACAGCUGUACCUUCUCGCGACGUUGUACACUGUUGAAGCAGGUUGUUGGGGAUACUUAGUAAACAUACAUUACAAUGGUGUGCGAUUACACCUUUCCAAGUACAUAUCACAAGAAGAGAUAAACAGUGCUGAUUUUCUUAUUGCACAAGAUAAGUUGAUUAACGAAGUAUCAUACAUUUUAAAUGUCACACAAAUCCCAUCUGGGAAAACAAAAUCCCUGAGCAUAAAGAAAACUCCAUCAACAUGCGAGAUAGCUGCCUUUAGUUUCGCUGGUGCAGUGAAGGCAUUUUCCAAUUGUCGCAACCCUCCAGGUUUCUCCGAAAUAUUAUCUAUCAUGUCAAAAGUAUGCAAGUAUUUUUCAAAUGACGUCAUAAAAGUUACUCGAUACUUAAAACAAUCUGAAUUGACGCAAAGGCAUUGUAGACUUGUGCCGUUUGAUUUUCCUGUGGAAGAAAAGUUGACAAAGAAAUCUCAAAUAAAAACAUCUAUCAUUUUUGUUGCAAUAGGAGGCUUGUCCAUAUUCCUAAUUCUGGUUAUCUUUAAGAUAAUUAGGAUGUUAAAACAGAAAUCCACCAGUGCAAAUAAAUGGCUCCGAAAAUCACAAAAAGGAGAUUGUGCCUUUGGGAAAGAAGGAAAGUAUGACGAAGUUUUACAAAAUACUGCCACUAGAGUUAUGAUCCUUAAUCGUCCCGGGUGCAAGCUUCUAGACACCUUAUUGAGAGAUUUAGCGUUGGUUUUAAAAGCCUAUGGCAUAGAUGUAAAAUUAUCACUACUUGAACAAGGUCAAAUAGACGUUGGAAAAGAAAUGUCGUCUUACAUAGAAAAAAAUAUAGACUCGUGCGAUUAUGUGCUAAUUUUCUUUGCAGAACAUAACAAAGAACACACUUCAUUAAAGCACAGACUAUAUGAAUUUUUUUUGAAAUUCAUAGCUAGAAUGGCAUAUCAUCAAAACAUGGGUUCUACAUUUAUUCCUUUAUACUUGACCAGUUACGACAAAGCCAUAACCCUUAUGCCGUCUUUUCUUGUGGCUGCACAAGAUGCCGGAUACAGGAUACCUAAUAACUUAAUGAGUUUAGUUACAAGACUUUCAGGCGGAAAGAAACCAAUUGAAUCAAAAGAGCUACUCGCAAAAUUGAAUCACUUGCUGAACAGAAUGAAAGCAACAUGUAAAAAAAUGGAGUCCAAAGAACACAAAGAAUGCAGCGAAGGAGAUUGUGAUAAGGGAACACUGAACGACAGUGUGAGCAAUCUAUCGUCAGUAUGUACUUGCACUGCUCCUUCAAAGCGGCCAUCAUUUCACUCAAUUGCUAUUAAAACAAAAAAUGGAGUUGUUAUACAACACGAAGUUAUUCUAGAAGGCAACGUGGAAUUAACAGCAGUAUAGUGAUGACCAAAUUUGAAAUAGGAGUUUACAUUGGGAGCUCACUAAAUUAGUGCAAGAAAUAACUGCAAGAUUUUUUUCGUUUUUAACAUGGUUCAUUCCUAUUUUCAUUGUAAUCAAUUUGCUAAUGUACAGCAAAUGUACAGUAGAACAGAAGGUGUCUAAAAGUAUUGUUUAAACUCGAAUUUACAAUUCUUUAAGGCACAAACUACAAUUUCUCAAUUCUGAAAAUGCAUUUCAUUAACGAAUCCGAUAGUAACAUUAAAAUAAUUUACUUUUUUUUACCUAAAUUUAGUACUAUGUACGCACAUAUCCACUUUUUUUAAAAACAUUACACGUAGCAACCAAUGACUAAUUAGAUUAAUUUAACUAUUCGUGCUGGUUUUUUAUAACAUUUUAUGUGUUAAUAGUUACACCUUGAUAGUUUGUUACUUUUUCUAAUCUUUGUGCAGAAUAUUUUUAUAUUUGAAAUAUUUUUUCUAUUUGGGGUUUAUUAAUAAAUACUUAGUACGUUAAUGUACGUUAGUCUUCUGAGUUGUUAUUUCCCUGAUUCGUUAUUUUA